Molecule: messenger RNA, 1626 nt
Organism: Mucor velutinosus
Lineage: Eukaryota; Fungi; Mucoromycota; Mucoromycetes; Mucorales; Mucoraceae
Product: 60S ribosomal protein L26A
Exons: 5
Coding region: 1-1626 (541 amino acids)
Molecular function (GO): oxidoreductase activity, acting on paired donors, with incorporation or reduction of molecular oxygen; heme binding; iron ion binding
Source: RefSeq, a predicted model, not a curated record
AUGACUAAAGCGAACGCAUUGAUUUUUUUGAGCCAACGAUAUGCGAUUCCAAUUAUAAGUAUAACAAUUGCCGCAACUGUGCUGUACUCUACAUGCCAAUUCGUCUCUUCAAUCAACAAGAGCAAGCCCAAAAGCGACAAAUUCCAAAAUGCAACCGAAAUCCCUACUCCAGGCUCACGUUAUCCGUAUAUUGGCCACAUGCUCGCUUUAGGAGAUGCACCGAGUAAGAAGCUCAUUCAAUGGCACAAGGAAUUGGGCCCCAUCAUCAAGGUUCACCUAGGGCAGCAAAUUUGGGUGUUAUGUGAUAGCCCAGAGCUAGCACACAAGAUAUUUGUAACGCAUGGCAGCGAGACAUCAUUCCGGCCUUAUUCAACUUACGCAUCAGAGCACUACAGUUUCAGGGGAAAGGUUUGCGCAACCAGGGCCAUCUUACAACAAAAGUCGAUCUGCAGGUACAUAGAGCACCGAUAUCUUCUUGUCCAAAAUGUAAGCAUUCAGCAAAGUCUGUAUAUAGUCAUUUCCAUAUUGGCACCCAAACAAAUCGAUAAGUACAUGGAUUCUAUCAGCAACGAAUCUUUGGAGUUGGUCAACCGCCUGAUGCGUGCAACAGAGGAGGAUAAGAGUGUAGAUCCAAUGCAGCAUUUCAUGUUGCAGGCAUUGAACGUGAUUUACAAGGUCUCAUUUGGGGAUAGGUUCGAGACAAUUGAAGAUCCCAAAUUCCAUGAGUUGAGCAGCUUGAUAGAAGAGACUAUGAUGCUCGGCGGAUUCGAGAAUGAUUUGGCCAGCUUUUUACCCAUUCUUUCCAUUGUCGAUUACUUUGCCGGAUCACAAGUGAAGAUGAAGCACUUUAUAAAAACAAAGCGAGAUCCCGUAUUCAAAAGAUUAUUGAAAGAGGCCAUGUCAAGAGAUGGCCCUAACGUGGUCAAAUCACUGGAGGAGCAAAAAUAUGAAUUCACAGAGGAGGAUAAAAUAGUACUGAUGUGUGAUAUCAUUGCGGGGGGCACAGAUACUACAGCAACAAGUCUGUCAUGGAAUUUUGCAAUUCUAUCUCAUCAUCUAGAUGUACAGCAGAGAGCAGCAGAGGAGAUUGAUAACUUCAUCCGAGCACAUGGCCGAGUACCUGGAUUUCAGGAUCGUCUAGAGGUGCCGUAUUGCAUUGCCGUUAUCAAGGAGAGUAUGCGAUAUAGACCCAUCAGUCCAUUUGGGAUACCUCAUAGCGUACAGCGAGACGUCUUGAUCGACAACUUUAUCAUUCCUAAAGGUGCCGUGUUGAUAUCGAGUAUGGAUAGCAUGCACAAAAAUGCUGACAACUAUUCUUGCCCCGAAAUAUACUCUCCUGAGCGAUUUAUGAGCAAUCUCAAGACGAUGCAUGCUGCUGCGAAUGGUAAACUGGAGGAGCGUGAUCAUUAUGCGUUUGGAUGGGGAAGGAGAAUUUGUCCAGGCGCUUACCUUGCAGAAGCGCAAAUCUUCAAUGCCAUGAUCCAGGUGCUUGCAAGGUGUUUUAUCGAAGCAGAUGAUAAGCUUGGUCUACCCAAUAUACAUGAAUCUCGUAGUGGAGGAGUGACAUCUAUGCCGCUGCCACAUAGAUUGAAGUUUGUUAAACGAACAAGCUGCAUUCCAGUAUAG